UCUGACAAUAGUGUGGAGUGAUUUUGAGGUUAAAAUGCUCCAGAUGAACGCGAGACACCGCAUUAAAGUUGAGUUUACGUUGACAUUGUCACUAGUCUCUAAAAACAAUUAGUAAUAGAGUGAAAUUUCCCUGCUAAAAGGACUUAAAUCGUUUCAACCGUAAUUAGAGGAUUGAAGAACUGCUCUCGUUGCGAGUAAAAGUAUAGUCUUCUUUAAAAAAAAAAAAAUUCACCUGCUGGGAGGAGUGAUCACCAGCAAAGAUGUUGCCCCUUUCGUUACUCAGAACUGCCCAAAAUCAUCCAAUGCUUGUGGAGCUGAAGAAUGGAGAAACUUACAAUGGACACUUGGUGAGCUGCGAUAAUUGGAUGAAUAUCAAUCUCAGAGAGGUCAUUUGCACAUCUAGGGAUGGCGACAAAUUCUGGAGAAUGCCAGAGUGCUACAUCAGAGGCAGUACAAUUAAAUACCUGCGAAUCCCAGACGAAGUAAUCGACAUGGUGAAGGAGGACGUGCAGAUGAAAUCGAGGGGCAGAGGAGACAUGAAGGGAAGAGGUGGGCAGAACCAGCGAGGAGGAAGGGGAGGUGGCAGAGGUGGUGCUUUCGGAGGACGCGGUGGUCGAGGGCCAGCACCCCUCGGACGUGGUGGCAACCAAGGGAGCAAACCCCUCAACAAGUCACGACCAAAGUGAAUAAUCCCCACUACGCACCUCACCUAGAUUAAUUUAACAAUAUUUUUUCAUCCAAAACGAUCAAUUUCUCCAUUCAAAAGUGUUUUAACCACCAGAGACAUUGUUAAUCAUGUUGAAACGUUGAUAAUGCUUUGAGGAUUGUGAAAUAAAUAAUGAAAGGAAAAUUGAUUCUGCUCUCCAA
Molecule: messenger RNA, 867 nt
Organism: Diachasma alloeum
Lineage: Eukaryota; Metazoa; Arthropoda; Insecta; Hymenoptera; Braconidae
Product: U6 snRNA-associated Sm-like protein LSm4
Exons: 4
Coding region: 261-686 (141 amino acids)
Biological process (GO): mRNA splicing, via spliceosome; nuclear-transcribed mRNA catabolic process; P-body assembly
Cellular component (GO): P-body; spliceosomal tri-snRNP complex; U6 snRNP
Molecular function (GO): U6 snRNA binding
Source: RefSeq, a predicted model, not a curated record